CAAAGGAGGUGCAUGGAAAGCUGGGGGAGAAAACAAGAUCUUGAGCUGAGCAAGAACAUCCCAGCAUCUUCACUGACUUUAAAAAGUAUAUUUUGGAGUCUUCUGAGGUUCACUAAUCCAGGGCUACAGAGAUGGCCAACAGGGUUGACUGGCUACAAAGCCAAAAUGGAGUCUGCAAAGUUGAUCUCUAUUAGCCCGGAGAGGGCUAUUCCCAGGACUGGAAAAUGGGAUCAAACUCGGGUCCUUGUGCUUGCACAGCAGGCGGCAGAACCACUGAGCUAAACCCCCGGCCCCAAUAAAGGAAGCCCCAACAGAUCCUGUCAGAGUGCUCAGCUGGCUCUGAAGAAACCUGGAGAAGAGCACAGCAGAGUUCCAAGACGCUAGGUUCAAACCUGGAGAACCAUCCAUUGGUGAGGAAAUUGCCAACCCCGGAGACCCGCGCAAAGGCUUCUCUGUGGACUAUUACAACAACACCACCCAGGGCAGUCCAGGAAGAUUGCAUUUUGAGGUGACUCACAAAGAGAACCCUUCCCAGGCUGGUAAUGGGAGUUCAGUAGACAAAGUCUCCUUCUACACAAACCGCCUCACAAAUCUAGUCAUAGCCAUGGCCUGCAAGGAGAUUAAUGAGAAGAUCGAUGGCUCUGUAAAAAAGUGUAUCCACCAGUCAAUGUAUGUUGGAGAUGAACCCACACCCAAGAAAAGCCUGACCACAGUCGCAUCUGAGUUGGUGAAUGAAACAGUCUCUGCAUGUGUCAAGAACACUGACCCCGACAAGACCCCCGGCUCUGGAGACAGAGCCUCACAAUCACAGAGUCCCCCAAAUCUGAAAUACAGGAGCAUUGUAAAGAUCAAGGAGAGCACCAAGGAAAGCAAGUGUCCAGGUGACAAGCCCGCUUCUAAGAAGUCUUUCUUCCAUAAGGAAAUGAUUGAAUCUCAAAUUUUGGGAGAUGCCAAAGAGGGUGGGAGGUCCUUACCUGGGGAGAGAAAGCUAUUCCAAGGGAAGGAAAGGCCCAAUGACUUCACACCUUCUGUUAGUCAAGGGAUCAUGACCUAUGCCAAUAGUGUGGUGUCCGAUAUGGUGUCCAUCAUGAAGACACUGAAGAUCCAAAUGAAAGACACAACCAUCGCCACCAACCUGCUGAAGAGAGUCCUGAUCAAGCAUGCGAAAGAGGUUGUCUCAGAUCUCAUUGACUCCUUCAUGGCUAGCCUCCACAAUGUCACAGGAACCCUCAUGACAGACACAGACUUUGUCUCAGCUGUGAAAAGGAGUCUCUUCUCUCAUGGGAGUCAAAAGGCCACUGAUAUCAUGGACGCCAUGCUGAGGAAACUCUACAAUGUGGUGUUUGCCAAGAAAAUCCCUGAGACUAUCAGGAGAGCCAAGGACAAGUCCGAGAGUUAUUCCCUCAUCUCCAUGAAGGGAACAGGUGACCCUAAGUGCCGGAACAUGAACUUUUCAAUGAAAUCUGAAGCCAAAUUGAGAGAAAAGAUGUAUUCCACAUGCAAACCACAGAAGGAGAAGACAUGCAUGGAAACUCUAGGUGAACACAUCAUCAAAGAGGGACUGACCAUGUGGCAUAAAAGCUAUCAUAAAGAGUGUAAAUCUCCGGGUCCCAAGCAUGCAACAUCUGCAGCACCCAAGGAGCAGGACAGCCCUACACCAGACAUUCCCUUUGAAGAUCAGGAUCCUUGCAACCUCACCCCCACUCUGCACCAUCCAGAAGAUCUCGAGAGUUCCAUGUGUGAUUCAGACUCCUGGGCCAAGGACCUGCUUGUUUCUGCCCUACUUCUGAUCCAGUACCACUUGGCCCAGGGAGGAAGAAUGAAUGCACAGAGCUUCCUUGAAGCUGCUAGCACCACCAACUUCCCCCACAACAAGCCCUGUGCAGCUCCCAAUGAGUCCAACCUUAAGUAUCCUCAUAAGGGUUGUGACCAAGAGCAAUCAGGAAAGAAGGAUCUCAUGAGUGUUUUCUUCAACUUUAUCCAGAACUUACUUAGUGAGACCAUUUUCAAGAGUGACCAUACUUCCGAACACAAGGUGCAGGUUAAGGAAGAAGGUGGCAGCCAGUACGAAAGACCCGUGACCCCUUGUUCUGCCAAGCCAUGUGAGGACAGUGAGGCUGGAGGUCCCUUCUCUGAACUGACCAAGAUGUUCACCAGCCACGUAGAUGGCCACAUGAGUGGGCAGAUGGUGGAACAGCUCACGGACUCGGUGAUGAAGCUGUGUGUCAUCAUUGCCAAGUCCUGCGACUCUUCCAUGGUAGAGCUGGGAGAUGAUAAGUGUGCGGAUGCCAGCAGGUCAGGUUCAGCCCUCCCAGAGAGCUUAUAUGAAUGCUUACCAGUGAAGGGCACAGGGACAGCAGAGGCUGUCCUGCAGAACGCCUACCAGAACAUCCACAGCGAGCUGAGGGGUUUGUCGGGACAGCUGCCUGAAGGGUGUGCGGCCCCCAAGGUGAUUGUCAGCAACCAUAACCUAACAGACACCAUCCAGAACAAGCAGCUGCAAGCUGUCCUGCAGUGGAUAGCGGCCUCUGAACUCAAUGUCCCGAUUUUGUAUUUUGCUGGUGAUGAUGAUGAGGGGAUCCAGGAGAAGCUGCUGCAGCUCUCGGCGGCCGCCGUGGAAAAGGGCCGCAGCGUCGGGGAGGUUCUGCGGUUGGUGCUGCGCUACGAGAAGGAGCGGCAGCUGGACGAGGCUGUGGGGAACGUGACGCGGAUGCAGCUGCUAGACUGGCUGAUGGCGAACCUGUGAAGGCGUCAGGCCGGGCCUCACAUGCCGGGCCGGGCCUCGCCGUCGGCGCAGCCCCUCCCGCUGCCCUCCCCCGACAUCUGCCAGUCGCUGACUCUGGAGAUUUUCCUGUCCAUGAGAGCAAGGACAUAAAUUAAAAAUCACAGUGA
Heterocephalus glaber (naked mole-rat) is the source of this 2892-nucleotide messenger RNA. It is a transcript of the gene Akap3, whose product is annotated as A-kinase anchoring protein 3. Lineage: Eukaryota; Metazoa; Chordata; Mammalia; Rodentia; Bathyergidae. Gene Ontology annotation, cellular component: cytoplasm; sperm principal piece. Gene Ontology annotation, biological process: intracellular protein localization. Gene Ontology annotation, molecular function: protein kinase A binding. The record is from RefSeq and is a predicted model, not a curated record.